GCGGCGCGGCGCGGCGGGCAGGGGCAGCAGCAUGGCGGCGGGGCUGCGCUUCGACGGGCGGGUGGUGCUGGUGACCGGUGCCGGCGGAGGAUUGGGCAAAGCAUAUGCUCUGGCUUUUGCUGAAAGAGGAGCUUCCGUAGUUGUGAAUGAUCUUGGAGUUGACUUCAAGGGAUAUGGCAAAAGCUCCUCAGCUGCUGACAAAGUUGUUGAUGAAAUCAGAGCAAAAGGAGGGAAAGCAGUACCCAAUUAUGAUUCAGUGGAAGAUGGUGAAAAGCUUGUGAAGACAGCACUUGAGACUUUUGGGAGAAUAGAUGUUGUCAUAAACAAUGCUGGGAUUCUAAGAGACCGUUCAUUUGUUCGAAUAAGUGAUGAAGACUGGGAUAUAAUUCAUAGAAUUCAUUUGAGGGGAUCGUUCCUGGUUACCCGAGCUGCAUGGAAUCAUAUGAAAAAUCAGAAGUUUGGCAGGAUAAUUAUGACUUCCUCAGCUGCUGGAAUAUAUGGAAACUUUGGUCAGGCAAACUACAGUGCUGCAAAACUUGGCCUUUUGGGUCUUUCAAACACAAUAGCAAUUGAAGGCCGGAAGUACAACAUCCAUUGCAAUACAAUUGCACCUACUGCUGGAUCCAGGCUGACUCAAACUGUCAUGCCACAAGAUAUGAUUGAUGCUUUCAAACCAGAGUAUGUUGCUCCCUUAGUUCUUUGGCUUUGUCACGAGAGCUGUCAGGAGAAUGGCAGUCUGUUUGAGGUGGGAGCCGGAUGGAUUGGAAAAUUGCGCUGGGAACGAUCCUUGGGUGCUAUUGUCAGAGGAAAAAAUCAGCUAAUGACUCCUGAAGCAGUGAGAGAUAAAUGGGAGAAGGUCUGUGACUUUGAUAAUGCCAGCAAACCCAGAAGUAUCCAAGAGUCCAUAAGUGUUUUGAAUGAUGCUCUAAGUCAGAUUGAGUCUCAAGGAAAUAUUUCUAUGAAUCCCACAAGCUCUGGUUCGGUCAUCUCCUCAGCUACUGACACUGCAAACAUUAUUGGCCGGGAACUGUCUACCAAGGUGUAUACAUAUACUCACUUUGAGCCUAUUCUAUAUGCUCUUGGUGUGGGAAUGUCAACUAAGGAUCCAGAUCACCUAAAAUUUCUCUUUGAAGGAAGUGAAGAGUUCUGCUGUUUACCUACCUUUGGAGUUAUUCCUGCUCAGACUUCAGUUUUUCAUGGUGUUCCUUCUCUUCCAGGGCUAAAUAUUGAUUUUGCAAAGAUGCUGCAUGGUGAGCAGUAUCUCGAGCUGUAUAAACCAUUACCAACCUCAGGGCAGUUAACUUCAGUUGCAACAGUUGCCGACGUACUUGACAAAGGUUCAGGAGCAGUCUUGCUCAUAGAUGUGAAUACGUACUGUGGAAAGGAGCUGUUGUGUUAUAAUCAGUUCACUCUGUUUUUUGUCGGAGCUGGAGGAUUUGGUGGAAAGCGAACAUCAGAAAAAGCCAAGGUAACAGUAAAUCCACCCAGGAGACUCCCCGAUGCUGUACUUUCUGAUGUCACAACAGCUGAUCAGGCUGCUUUAUAUCGACUGAGUGGAGACUGGAAUCCUUUACAUGUUGAUCCAAAUUUUGCUGCUCUUGGAGGUUUUAAGAAGCCCAUACUACAUGGAUUGUGCUCAUUUGGUUUUGCUGCUAGACACAUUUUGAAGCACUUUGCAAAUAAUGAUGUGACCAGGUUCAAGGCAAUUAAGGUUCGCUUUGCUAAACCAGUCUUUCCUGGACAAACUUUACAAACGGAAAUGUGGAAGGAAGGAAAUAGAAUCCAUUUUCAGACCAAGGUCAAAGAGACUGGAGAAAUUGCUAUUGCAGGGGGCUAUGUGGAUAUAACAUCAGCCUUGGAUAAACCUUCUACUGGGGAGCCUGUGAAGACUACAGGGCUGCAGAGUGAUCUUGUGUUUGAAGAAAUUGGUCGUCGCAUCAAAGAGAUUGGAAAUGAGCUGGUAAAGAAAGUGAAUGCCGUAUUUCAGUGGGACAUCACUAAAGAUGGGAAAACAGCAGUUCAGUGGACAAUUGACUUAAAGAAUGGUUCUGGAGAAGUCUAUCAAGGACCUGCUAGAAGUUCUGCUGAUACCACCUUCACUCUCUCGGACCAGGAUUUCAUGGAUGUAGUUCAACAAAAGACCAACCCCCAGAAGGCAUUCUUUUCUGGUAAACUAAAAGUGAAGGGGAACAUCAUGCUGAGCCAGAAGUUGGAAAUGAUCCUGAAGGAUUAUGCCAAACUCUGAACUGCUUGAGCAUCUACCACAGUAAUCAAAAACUUCAGAAGAUGGAAAUGUCAGUUAGUUCAGAACGAAUGCUUGAAACCUUAUGAAGAUUCUUGAACAUCAAUGUAUUGAUUCUCUGUACUACUAAUAUACAAACUAUUCUAAUUGUUGCAGGCACAAAAUUAUGACAUGAACUUAGCCAUAAAUACUCUCCCUCCUUUGUUUCUCAGCAACAGUAUAGAAUCUUUUCCUAUAUCCUGUCCUUAUCUAAGUAAAAUGUAUGUAGUUCUUAAAGAUGCAUAUAUUUCUAUAUUAAUUCUAAAGAAAAUUAAACCAAUACAUCUGUUUAAUAUCUCUUCCUUUGUGUUGGUCAGUCCUCAUUUAUGUUGUCUUUAUUAGACAUUUUAUAAUUGCUGUGAUUUGAGCUGACUUAUUUUUGAAAUGAGGAUUUUAUUUUUUAUCUUAAGCUCUCAUCCCAUUCAAGCAACUGGAAGAUGGAAGACAGUUUCAUUUAUUUUAAUCCUCUCGUGAUUUUUUCUUUCUGUAGAGGAAGAAACUCAGACUUUGCACUGCCCACCUUAUUUAGAAAAUCACUAACAUAAAAGUUACUCUUAUUACAUGGAAAUUCAAUGAGGCUUUUUGAGAUGGUGCAUUUCUGUCAUGCAUUCCUAAUUUCUGUAAACUGCAUAUUUGCCAUCAGUGUCAAAGCUUCUUACCCGUAAGAACCCACUGCUGGAUGAAGACAAGGUUUCUUUUUCAGGGGACCAGACUGAAUCAUUUGCUUUUUGCUGCUGUUCCAAUGCUGCAUUGAGUUUCUCUGAGGUAAUAGGAAUUAACUGACUAGGUGAGUAAAUGUUGCAUUGAAAGGGCAGGUGAGGAAAAGCGGUAAGAAUUACUACUUUAUGUGAAAUUGUUUCAGCCAAAAGGUGUUAGAUUUCUGAAGCAGCAAAGGUGUCACUGUAGCCAAAUUAUUCUUCCUGUAGAUUCAUUCUCAUGAGGGUCAGAAUCAUGGUGUCAGCAGAAGAUACAACUGACAGAGAAUUCCUGGUUUGGUACCUGUGGGCAGAACAAAGAUGAUAACUGCAACCGUGUGUUUUUUUUUGAAAAAAGUAUGCUCUUAUGGGCUGCUGGGCUGCUGGUCACAUGAAUGCCUGGAGUUUUAGUUUUAAUCCGUGUGAAUUAAUCAUUUUCUGUGUUCAGUGGUUUUUUUGGCUCAUUUGCACUAGUCUUAUGUUGAUACUUUUCAAAGAAUUUAAGUCAUUUCUGGAUUGUCUCCUAGAUGAGAACAUCACUGCCCUGACCGAGUGAGGUGACCAUAGCCAUAGAAGAGUCCAGUGGGGCUGCAGAUGAGUUUGACAGUUUGAGGAUAGAUGCCUUCCAUUACAGGUUGUAACACUGAGUCGAGUUGUCUGCAAAUUUCUUUCUUCUCAGCUGUACCAACAGCUAUGCUAUGAUUCAGCUAUAGGACUGUAAAACUGAGGCAUGUCAACAGGAUAGUAUCUUAUAAAUUAAACCAUGAAUAGAUGGGAAACAGACCAAGUGUGAUGUCCAUCAUCUCAAAUAGGCUAUCCGAUGCUAAUAACUGAAGAAAUGCCCUUUAAGCAGUGCUCUACAAGGAGCAGAAAGACAGUUAAUAAGCCCCCCCUUUUUUUUUUCCUCUGCAAGUGAGAGGCAGAAGAAAUAUUCAGGCCUGGGAAGCUGACACUGUCAGAGCCUGUUGCUGUUGAAUGGACCGGAGAAGAUGAUGUUUACUAAAUGGGCUUGGGGGAGGGGGAAAGAAUUGCACAAGAACUAUAUGAAAUUUUAGGUACUUUUUUGGUGGUUUCUGUCCAGCACAGUUCCUGCUGAUUAUAAAAUCCACAUAAGAUUAAACCUAAGUAGUAUCUCCAGUACUGGUCUUAAUUAAAAACACAUGAGAUUACCCCCCCAAAAGUUACAUUGGUAUUUGAAAUACACAUCCUAGACCUUAGCCUGACUUGGCUUUUCUCCUAGCAUGACUUGGUCAUGGACGUUGUACCUGAUUGAACAGAUACAUCUACUGCAAAAGUAGAAGAAGUAGUAGUUUGCUCUCCUAAUGGAGAAAAAUUGAGCAUACCUCUCAGUAUUCUUGUUUUCUCAGUUUUCUGGGAACACUGUUCAGGUGUUUAAUUCUUUCAUCUUUCAUCUGCUUGUGGCCUGAAUAACUGCUACUAAUGCUUUUGGCAUGUGGAUUUCAUCUGAAGAUAUUUACUGCACAGUGUUCUUUCACUUUAGCCAGAAACUUUCCCAGUUACUGCUAACAUAAACCCCUUUGCUAGAUCAAAUACGGAACUGAAGUGUUUUGAAGGUUUGGUUUUGUUUUGUUUUGUUUCCUAGUAGUAUGCAACUGUAAAAGCUUUUCCACCAUUACUGGCUUUUAAGAGUAGCGUUCUUUUUUUUUUUUAAAAAAAAAAAACAAUAAUUAACUCAAAUAUCUGUUAAGACAAUACAUUCUAGGAGAUGAUGACCAUUUUGGUAGCUGGUCAUUUCAGCUUAAAAGGUUCUGGAGUGUUUCCAUCUUAGAACACUUUGUGUUGAGAGCACAGGCUUCAAACCUUUCUGGUUUUGAGACCUCUUUUCUUGAUGUUUAGCAGCAACAGUUACUAUCUAUGUCCACAGAGAACAGAACAGAGAUAGAGCAGCAAGACAGCCUUUUGCCAUGUUUUUGAUUCUUGUUUUGUCUUGUUUUCUCUAAACAGCAUCUUUUUUGAAUGCUUUCCUCCUUGCUAGGAUUAAGCACCAUUACCCUGGAUUGCAAAGCCCUGCUUGCCUACCAAACAUCUCAAAUAUCUCCCUAAUGAUAUUGCUAAAUUCUGUAUGAAAUAAGGAAGGUUUUACAAGCAUCUUAGCAGUAAAAAAUCUAAUGAUGCAUAGACUCUGUUUAAUGUAGAAGAGAGCAAGAUGGUUGUUUAUUGCAAUGUAUGAUUUAUGAUGUUUUGAUAUAUUCUUUGUAUGUGAAAAUAAGGUGCUGACUGGAUAUCAGUAUAAAGGAUUUUGUAGGAAUUGCAUGUAAGAAUUCAGUUUGUUUUUAUGGAAUAUGUGAGUCAGUGCUACAUCUGACUGAUUGUAAAUUGGUAUGUUCUUUAAUCGUAGCAGUUUGUAUCUCCAUUUUAUUCUCCUCACAUGGCAGUCUUACUUCUAGCUUGCAAUUACGCCCAUUCUCUGAAUAAUAAAUUGCAGUUCCACAGACCUA
Messenger RNA from Rhea pennata, 5435 nucleotides. It is a transcript of the gene HSD17B4, whose product is annotated as hydroxysteroid 17-beta dehydrogenase 4. The record is from RefSeq and is a predicted model, not a curated record. Gene Ontology annotation, molecular function: (3S)-3-hydroxyacyl-CoA dehydrogenase (NAD+) activity; enoyl-CoA hydratase activity; 17-beta-hydroxysteroid dehydrogenase (NAD+) activity. The transcript has 24 exons. Gene Ontology annotation, biological process: fatty acid beta-oxidation. NCBI's taxonomy places the organism in Eukaryota, Metazoa, Chordata, Aves, Rheiformes, Rheidae. Bases 32 to 2245 code for a protein of 737 amino acids. Gene Ontology annotation, cellular component: peroxisome.